AUGUCGAAAGCGCUCGUCCUAGGCAGCACUGGCCUGGUGGGGUCCUUCAUUCUAUCAACCUUGACGACCGGCCCGUCGUCCCCAUUCUCGAGCAUCGAGAUCAUCGCGCGACGUUCUGCUGCAGCAGCCAAAGGUUCCAGCCUUCCCGUCAAUGAGUUUAUCGAGAAAGACACCACCAAGUGGGCGAGCCACCUGUCAUCAACCUCGCCUGCACCAUCUGUCAUGUUCUCCGGCCUAGCAACCACUCGCGCUGCUGCAGGCGGCUUCGAGAAUCAGUACAAGAUAGAGCACGACCUGAACAUUGAACUCGCCAAAGCUGCCAAGGCCGCUGGGACAAAGACGUACGUCUUGAUCUCCGCAAGCGGCGCAAACGCGCACUCCAUGUUCGGCUACGUCAAGAUGAAAGGCGAGAUCGAGGAACACAUCAAGGAAAUUGGCUUUGAGCACACGAUUAUUGUUCAGCCCGGGUUGAUCAUCGGUCACCGCGAAGAAUCUCGGUUUGCUGAAGGCAUUGCACAGAGUCUUGCCUCAGCGAUUGGUAAGAUUCACGGUGGGCUCAAGGAUUCAUGGGCCCAGGACGCGGAUGUCAUUGCGAAGGCGGCUGUCUCUGCCGCAAUCAAGGUCGAGAAGGGCGAGGUUAAGGAUAAAGUGUGGGUGUUGAAGCAGAAGGACAUUGUCCAGCUUGGUGCGAAGGGAUGGACGACAUAA
Molecule: messenger RNA, 708 nt
Organism: Cladophialophora yegresii CBS 114405
Lineage: Eukaryota; Fungi; Ascomycota; Eurotiomycetes; Chaetothyriales; Herpotrichiellaceae
Exons: 1
Coding region: 1-708 (235 amino acids)
Biological process (GO): import into nucleus
Cellular component (GO): cytoplasm
Source: RefSeq, a predicted model, not a curated record